Messenger RNA from Pseudo-nitzschia multistriata, 3395 nucleotides. The record is from the annotation of a GenBank genome assembly. Lineage: Eukaryota; Bacillariophyta; Bacillariophyceae; Bacillariales; Bacillariaceae.
GUCCGAAAAGAUCUCUCGGAGUUGCGGAGUACUAUGGGUACGAGUACGAGGAUGUACGGUACGGUACGAAGUGAAAAAUACUUUCUACCAAUUGGCAUGCACACUGCACACUGCUACCGGGUUCGUUUCGCCGUUUCGCUGUUCCGGCACACGCUACAAGGCCGGGAGGAUGCGGAUGCGGAUCCGAAGGAGCCGAAGCAGCGGCUGCCUGCGGGGUGACACAAGACUACCGGUCGUUGCGUUCCUCGUUGGAACCGCCCUCGCCGCCUUUUUCCGAGCAAAAGGGUCCCUUUCGCGUUCGCCUUCGCCUUCGCGCUCGCUGCUGCUGCCCGCUGCCGCUGCCCUCGCGUUCCGGCCGAUGCCCGGCACCGCCCGGUCGAGGGCUUUCCGUCGGAACGGGACGGGACGGGCCGAAGCGGGAUCGGAAUCGGAGUUGCAGGCACAGGCACAGGCAUCAUCACCCGCCGCGUGGGGGGGCGACCUCCACGAAGAGGCGGGAGUGGCGGCGGAGCUGGUGGCCAACGCCCUGCGGCUCUGCCUCGAGCUCCGGCCUCGGUGCCAAGAAUUCACGAGCGAGAGCAAAAGCGAAGGUGCCUUUCGAAGGGACAAGGCCGACGGAACGCCUCUGACGGCCCUCGAUCUGGCCAUCCAGGGAUACGUUCUUUCGAACCUGCACCGCUCCUUUGGCGGCGAUUCCUUCCUGGCGGAGGAAGACGCUUCGCUGCUGAGGGGAGCCCCGGACCACAAGGGGGGCCUCUCGGAACGCUCCCACGGCCUGGCAUCGAGGCUGGAUCCGGGGCUGGGUUUUGGGGAGUUCCUGGACGCCAUCGACCUCGGAACCAAUGGGGUUUGCGGCGGUGGAAACAGAAAGGGUGAGAGUGACACCAAUGGCCGCUGCUGGAUCCUCGAUCCCAUCGACGGAACCAAAGGCUUUCUGAAAGGCGGGCACUAUACCAUCGGCCUGGCCCUCUGCAUCGACGGCUUGCCGGUGGUGGGGGUGCUGGGAAACCCCUGUUCCCCGUCGAUCGAAUCGAGCACCAUGGUGGCCGUCAAGGGCCACGGGCUCCGCUACUAUCGUGGUGGUCCUUGCAGCGGCAACAACGGCAGCAGCAGCAGCAACAACAGCGCACCGUUCUCGUUUCUCGACCUCCCCCGGAACCUCCCCGACCGGUGGCGGGCCGGAUACGAUUUUGGGGGCGCCGCUUCGGACCCCCGGGACCGAAGCGGUGGCGAAAGAGAUGCAUGUGUGGAGGAUGCCCCGCCCUACCUGCUCUCGCUCGGGCCGGAACCGGACAGGGAACUCCAGGGGCCUCCCCCCCGGCCCUUCGGGGAGGGCCUACCCCCCACCGAGCUGUGCUGCGGAUCGCUCGCCAAGUACUUUGCCGUGGCGUCCGGGAAGGCCUGCGGCUUCCUCCAGGUGCCGUCGCCGUCGUCCUCGCUUUCGGUGGCCAAGAGCUGGGACCACGCCCCGGGGGUCCUCUGCGUCCUGGAAUCGGGCGGGGACGUCCGGAUCGUGGAAGGGAACGGGGUCGGAGGGGGAAGCUUGCCCGCCUUUUGCGGAAGGGAAUUCCCCAUGGGCGGGGGCAUUGUCUGCGUGGCGAGGGAAUCGAGCCCGGCAGUGCGGGAGCGGCUUUUCGGCUCGCUGCGGCGCGGAAGGGAGGAAGCCCGGGGAUGGCCCGGAUGACAGCUAGUGGGGUACAAUCACCGAAACAAAAAUCACCAUGAGAAACACACCGUGCUCACACCGAGAACCCCGAUCCGAGAACCCCAAACCCAAAAAGUAGCUGUAAUACUAGCUAGUACUCUAAUUGUUGUUCCAAUAAUACCGAUUCUGCUGUUGGAUCAAGCAACUCCCGAACUCCCUAGAGCUCAGACGCAAGCACCAGCAGAAGAUGAUGCUACGAUGGCAACAUACUUUCUUGCCAUAGCAUCUGCGUCAUCGUGACAGAACGAAAUUCAAAAUUCGUUUUCAACAAAGAAAGAAACGAAAUACGAUAUAUAUUUGCUUUUACGCACGCUGCCAAAUGAUCUUCUGGCAUUGCUUCUGCAUCAAAAGUUUCGGAUAAGAUUUUGUACUCUACUAUUUCAUUUUCCCAGUAAAAAUUUGCAAUUUGACGGUUUUGCAAAAGGGCGAAAAAAGAUUCUUUUGUUCUUUCCUAACGAUCUUAUUCCUGGCAUUGUCCUGUUCAAUAUCACAAGAUUCCUGCUGCGCACAAAAGGGGCCGAUUCAUCACCAUCACAAGCGACACAUCCGGAAGAACUGCGCAUGGUGUGGAACAUCGGACGAGCAACCGGGAAAGCAAUUAUUGCAAUGCGCACACGGAGCGGCAGUGGCAUGGAAUUGAUCAGUAGCGACACAUCGAAAACGACGCAAAACUCCGAGUUUGGCCGGGCCACAAGUACCGGGCCGAAUGGAGGACGGAUCGUUCUUCUGUUGAGGCGGCACAGAACAAAAAAUUGACAGUAGUAGAGAGUAGAGUAGGGGUUGCAUUGCGUUGAAACGCUCCAAACUAGGAAUUCGGCAUUUGAUUUCUUCGAUUUAUUUUAAAAUUUACAUUGUCUUUUACUUGUAACACAUAUGAAUAUUUUUUCAUUUUUUUCCUGUCAACAACGGACAGUGUUGUUGUCAUUCAUCACAAUAAUGUAUCCCGCAUCACUUGAUUCUUCUGAAAGCAAAUAUGUCGAGAGAGUUUCUUUUCUUCGUCUCAUUGUAAUCUGUUUCUUUCAAUGCGUUACUUCUCUGCAACUUCUUUAUUGCUGUAGUAUUUGGAUAGGGUUUGAAAUCGUUCCGAUACCGAGACAGAAACGCGGUACUACCCAUUCCUGACACGACAUCUCGUGUGCGUAAUGUCUAAUCUAUUAUACAUGGCUGUCGGUCUAAAGUAGCUGACCGGCUCACGAAAAGAACGAACAGAAUCCAUUGAUGGCUCGUGGCUUGCGGUCGUUCUAAAAUCGACAUAGCGAACUCGUGAGGUCCAGCAGCUUUUCGAUCCCGCCCUUGGCCCGGCGUGCCUCUUCUUCUUGCCGUUCCUGGAUGGUAGCGGGCGAGUAAAAGUUCUUGUGGUAGAAUUCGUGCGGCAGCCCCCGCUUGACGGCACAAUCCGGACAGAUCCAUUCCAUGCCUCCCCCGCCGCUGUAGCCGCCAAGCAUCCCGUUCUCUUUGUUCGUUGAAUCGCUGCUCUUGCUCCGGAGAGAGGACAACCCGGUCCCGCCCUGGAUGAUGAAGACCUUGUCUUUCUUCACGAAUUUGGAAAACCCACAGGAUUCACAGUCUCUGGGUUUCCGGUCGAGUGUUCGUUCUAGUACUAGUCCUCCGUCGAUGGCAACCAGGUUCCCUCCAGAAUCCCGCAAGAAUUUCCCCAUCUUUCUGUUCUUUAGCGUAAAAUGCGCAGUUU